CCGCAACUUCCGGUUCAACUGAACCGGAAGAACAGUAGGUGGCCCUCAGUUUCCGCCGGUGACCGCCGAGACGUCCGAACGAGAUUUGAACGGUGCGCUCCGCGUUCGAACGUGCUAAUCGCGUGUGUAUAAUUUCUGAGCGCAAGAAGAAACGGCGAACGAUAACAAGUUAACGGAGCGAACGAUGUCCGAGCCGUACGAGUUGAAAUAACAAGAGGACCGAGUUAUCUGUGCGGGAAUAGUCGCCGCUGGUGCGUCCGUUCGUGACGAUUCGGGUGACAUCGUGCGGGACGGAGGACGUGCAUGCCUCUAUUACUCCGACAGUUGGCUCCGAAUGUGUCCGGGAACCAUGCAGAAACUGUACGCCUCGUGCACGUAUACGCAGCGCGAGACACGUACACACAGGCCCGAACGAUUUUUCCCCCGGAAAUCUGGGCAACGUUAACUCGACGGCCACCCAAACAUUUCGUGCAAUGUCAAGCACCGUACAAUAUGAUGGGCUGAACGUCUCCGGGAAAACUGACAGAUACAACGCUUACGACCGUGCUGCACGCGAAACCAGCAUAGGCGAACCAGUGAGAGGAAUAGCACCGUCGGGAAAAAGUGGGAGUGAAAGUGGAAAAAUUCCGUUUUUCGAAAUUGCACGAGGCACAGGGCCGCGCACCUAGUGCAAUACCACACGAGACUGCUGAUGUUCCGCGAAAACGAUGGAACCCGAGGAACCUUUGCUGCAAGGGAUACUGCUGUUACCACCACAAGGAAUGCUAGGCCAACUCAAGAAAAGCUGGCAUAAAAGGUUUUGUCAAUUGUUUAGAACAAGUAAUUAUGGAAUCAAGCGGGUGGAAAUCUAUGAUAACCAAGAGGAGGCUGUCCUGCAAUUGCAUACACCGCGCAUUAUUACUUUGGACGCGUGUAUCAAAAUUGCACCAAGUAAUCAAUCUCAUGUGUUUACCGUAGUAACUAAAUCAGGAAUCCACUAUUUUGGAUGUUAUUCCGAAUCAGAUAUGAGUCAGUGGAUUACUGCAUUUCAAUUAGUAGCAUUUAAAGACAGCGUAUCUAAUCAGACAAUAGAGGAAAACAAUGAUCUUUAUUGUACUAGUGGAGAAGGUGUAUUCUCAGUCAGAAUUGUAGAAACAGAUGCAUCCAAGCGAUGCGGUUUAGAAAGUAGAAAUUACACUCUUGUAGUGGCUACAGUUGAUAUUAAAUUAAUGGACGGGGAUAUAGUUCUGUUUACUUGGCCAUACAGAUAUAUUAGAAGAUACGGCUAUAAGGAUGGAAAAUUUAUUUUUGAAGCGGGUAGGAAGUGUGAAUCUGGAGAAGGAUCAUUUCGCAUGGAACAUAGUAGCCAACAAGAAAUAUUCAGAUGCAUGUAUUCCAAGAUGAGAUCUAUGAAAAAAUUGUUAAACGAAGAAGGCAACUCAGCCAUUGAUUGCAAUGAUGCACAGUAUCAUGCAGCCUUAUCUAUGGAAGCGGGCUCUAGAGCAGCAUUACCUCCUUCUCCAAAUAGUUCUGCUAAUUUAAUUGACAUUGACUUUUCGUCGCCGCAAAAUUCCCAGAAACAAACGAACUCAUCUUCCAACGUGGAUACUAGUUCAUCUAUUAAACCUUCUGCUUCUCUUCUUAAAUCUAAACCUGCGAAACCACCGAGAAAAUAUGCUUUCCAAGGUUUAUUGGAUAAGAAAAACGCAGAUUCUGACUUAUCAGAUACAUCUGGAUGCGCAGAAUACAAGACAUUAAAUCGAGAUAAUUCACCGGAAUUAUCACAAAAGACAAUAGGAAGUUCUAUAUUGGAUGACGACGAGAGACAUCCAUAUGAUUUAGUAGAAGUAAGAAACGAUGCGUGGAAAACGCACGGAAUUGAUAAUAUACAUCACACAGAGCGAGCAAAUUCGAUGCUACAUAAUGACAAAGGUAAAGAAAACGAGGACGAUUCACAAUAUGAAGCUAUGAUGCCUGUUUUAUCAUCUCAAAACUCAUCAAAAAGUAAGUCUAGUAUUUCCGAUAAUCCAAUAACUACAUCGACGAUUAAUUUCACAAAUGCAUCGUGCAAAUCUGUCGAUGAAUCUGACUACGAUAAAUUAGAACAUUUUGGAUCUGCAACUAAAAUUAAUCAAAAAGGUACAUAUAAGUUCGGGAAUUUGAACAGUGCCUCUCAGAAUUCGUAUUCCAGUGCUUCUUUAAAUAAUUCUGCAGUAGAUACCACUACUGCUUGGUCUAAUUAUGAUAUUGUGGAAGACAUGUCUGCUGUUAGAUUAGCAGAUGAUAGUCAUCUUGGGUAUGGUGUUAUUAGAAAGAAAUCAAACCAUACUGAGCCUGGUUCUACCAGUAGUACAGUGGGUCCAAAGCAUAAAGUCUUUAAUAAUAGUGAAUAUGCAAUUGUGUCAAAACCAAAAAGGGUAUAAGAGAUCCAACAUAACUUCUGUUUCAUAAAUAUUUUAUUCUUAACUCCCAAAAUGAUAAAAAUAAUACUAGUCUACAGUAUGACUAGAAUAAGUUCAUUCCUACCGUUUUUUUUCUGUAUAAUGAAACAGUUGUGUUGAUAUUUUAUAAUCUUGUUAUGUAUAUGCAGAAGUGGAAGAACAUUCAUUUCUGCACAAGUUAGUUUAAGAGAUACUAGUCUUUUUAAUCAUUGUCAGUUGUCUAAGAAUAGGUAAUUACAUAAGAGACAAAAUAGAUUUACAUAUUUUUAUAAUUAAGGCUAAAUUAAUUGAUACAAUAUUUCAGAAAAUUCAGCAUUAAUUUUUUAAAAUAUAAAACUGACUGAUUGCAAUAAAGAUAUAUAGAGGCCUUAUAUCGUAAAAUUUAAUUAAAAAAGACAAGUUAAGUUUUAUCAAAUUCUUGCAAAGAUUCAGAAUUAAAUUUGCAUGUUAUUUCAAUAUUUGGUGUACUUAGAGAUAUUUAAUUAUUGUUAGUCUCACAUUACCAUUAGUUCUAUAUUAUAGUGCUAUAGCAACUUCAGUUAAUGUUGUGCCUUAUUGAGACGUUUAAAAUCUAUGAUAACAUAAAGUCUUCAAGAUACAGAGUUUAUAUAUACACAAUAAAUGAAAAACAAUAAGUCAUUCCUUGUAUUUCUAGUACAUAUAUUUUAUAUACUUAUGUACUAUAUCUACAUACUUAUAAAUGAUUUAACAAUGUAAUAUGUUAUUAAGUGAAACAAUUUUAUAAAAAUGUAUUAUAUAUAUAUAUACACACAUGCAUACUUGAUAGUUAUUUAUAUACCAAGCAUUCAUACUUUGUCAAUUAGAACUUGCCAUAUACAGUAACUUCUACACAGUGUGCCAAGGUCUGCCAUUCAAAUUUUAUUGAUAUUACAACUUAUAAUAGUACUAAGUCAUCUGCACAGAAAGUUACAUUGCAUAAAGAGGCAAGUUGCAUAAAAUUUUUAUAUGAUCUGAGAACUAUUCAAGAAUAUAUAUUUUUUACCAAAUUGUACAUAUUAGUAGUAUUCUUUACAUUUAACACGACUAAAAAGAAGUUUGAAGUAUGCAUAUUAUAUAGAUGGAACACUGUUUGUUCUAAUAUUUUCGAAUUUAAAGGAUCAAAAACAAAUUAAGUCUUUCGAUAUUGAUCAAACUUCCGAUAUUAUUUUUUACGUAUAUACGGAUAAGUUACACGUAAUAUAAGAAUUAUAAAUAGUAUACAAUAAAUUUCAAGACAUUUACAUCAGC
Molecule: messenger RNA, 3668 nt
Organism: Nomia melanderi (Alkali bee)
Lineage: Eukaryota; Metazoa; Arthropoda; Insecta; Hymenoptera; Halictidae
Gene: Dok
Product: docking protein homolog
Biological process (GO): cell surface receptor protein tyrosine kinase signaling pathway; positive regulation of MAPK cascade; Ras protein signal transduction
Cellular component (GO): cytoplasm
Source: RefSeq, a predicted model, not a curated record